AUACUCCUAUUACAUACUAUGAUACUCCUAUUACAUACUGUGUUACUCCUAUUACAUACUAUGAUACUCCUAUUACAUACUACGAUACUCCUAUUACAUACUAUGAUACUCCUAUUACAUACUGCAUUACUCCUAUUACAUACUUUGAUACUCCUAUUACAUACUAUGAUACUCCUAUUACAUACUAUGAUACUCCUAUUACAUACUAUGAUACUCCUAUUACAUACUGCAUUACUCCUAUUACAUACUGCGAUACUCCUAUUACAUACUGUGUUACUCCUAUUACAUACUAUGAUACUCCUAUUACAUACUACGAUACUCCUAUUACAUACUAUGAUACUCCUAUUACAUACUGCAUUACUCCUAUUACAUACUUUGAUACUCCUAUUACAUACUAUGAUACUCCUAUUACAUACUAUGAUACUCCUAUUACAUACUGCGAUACUCCUAUUACAUACUAUGAUACUCCUAUUACAUACUGUGAUACUCCUAUUACAUACUACGAUACUCCUAUUACAUACUACGAUACUCCUAUUACAUACUGUGAUACUCCUAUUACAUACUGUGAUACUCCUAUUACAUACUGUGAUACUCCUAUUACAUACUACGAUACUCCUAUUACAUACUGUGAUACUCCUAUUACAUACUACGAUACACCUAUUACAUACUAUGAUACUCCUAUUACAUACUAA
Messenger RNA from Pelobates cultripes (western spadefoot toad), 692 nucleotides. The record is from the annotation of a GenBank genome assembly. Lineage: Eukaryota; Metazoa; Chordata; Amphibia; Anura; Pelobatidae.